Olea europaea var. sylvestris is the source of this 642-nucleotide messenger RNA. RefSeq lists its product as uncharacterized. The record is from RefSeq and is a predicted model, not a curated record. NCBI's taxonomy places the organism in Eukaryota, Viridiplantae, Streptophyta, Magnoliopsida, Lamiales, Oleaceae. Gene Ontology annotation, molecular function: racemase and epimerase activity, acting on amino acids and derivatives. The transcript has 2 exons. The coding region runs from base 65 to 562 and encodes 165 amino acids.
UUAUUACAAAGUUUGGUGCAUUUCUUUUUAGGGCUUGGAGGCUGUGCUGCCAGAUAAACCAACAAUGGAGCAUAUUAUAAUGCCUGCAAUUGAAGCACUGAACAAGAAUGACAUUGAAGGAGCAAGAAAUCUUUCAAGAAUUGCAAUUCAAACUCUUUUGAUUAGAGGUGUGAAUUUGGUCAUCCUUGGUUUGGACGAGUUCCAAGAACUUCUGCCUCGAGAUGAUCCUCUUCUUAAGAGAUGCCUCGACCCUAUGGAUUCCUUAGCUAGAUCGACGGUCAAAUGGGCACAUUCUGAUGCAAAGAUGGAUGGAAAUUUAACAGGAUUCAGCAAGGUUCGAAAGCGAACUGCCAGCAUAGCCAUUAUCGACAACUUGAUUGGCCCACGAAGAGAUGAGAUGAUGAGCAAUUGCAAAUCUUCCAGGUAUAAUGAUAUAAGCAAGUUCCUCACUUUCAACAUUGAAAUCUUCAGACAAGCUUUGGCCUUUCUCAACUCCUUUGCAAUUUCUGUCUACUUUAGUUGCCGCCGUCUUCUGUGGCUUGUAUUUGGCAAAUGUAAGUGACUUUUUUACAUUUUCUCGAGUGUGCCAUUUAGCGUCUGAGAAAAGAUUUUUGUUUAAGAUAAUCACACAUGAUGUGACAA